GUCUGUGUCACACAAAGCCACGGCAACAACGCGGUCUGUUACCAUGCACUCGACUACUUUGGCCGCGCUCGGUUUCCUGGGCCUUCAGCUCAAUGAUGUAGCCGGUUUUCACGUGCCGGUGCCGGUGCAGCAGGCUCGUAACAUGCGCAGCACGCCGGCGAGGAUGGCGACCGAGGGCACAAACGAGAGCGGGCUCAAGAAGCUCACGAUCAGCUCCGGCGAUGCGUCUGCGGAGGUGUUCACCCUCGGUGGCUGCGUGACCAGCUUCAAGGCGAGUCUCUCCUCUCGCGUGAAGGACUACGACUACCUCUUCGUUCGCCCGGACGCCAUGAUGGACGGAUCCAAGCCGAUCUCGGGCGGUCUGCCCCACUGCUUCCCCCAGUUCGGGCCGGGUGUGAUUCAGCAGCACGGCUUCGGCCGUAACCUUGAGUGGGAGGUGGUCGGUUCGACGGACGACUCGGUGUCCCUCAAGCUCUCUGACAACGAGGAGACGAUGGCGAUGUGGCCUCACCCGUUCGAGUGCGUGUACAAGGUCGCCCUUGACGGGACCACUCUGCAGACCGAGCUGACCGUGACCAACACGGGCCCGGAAGACUUCGAUUUCCAAGCGGCGUUGCACAGCUACUUCCGUUGCUCGGACAUCAACAAGGUGACCAUUUCCAGCCCUAAGCUGGACGGGGCCUCGUACCUGAACAAGAUGAAGGACCCUCCCGCCACGGAAACGUUCUCCGGCACCAAGAUGACGAUCUCCGAGGAGGUGGACCAGGUGUUCAAAGGCGUCACAGGCGACAUCUCCAUCAACGACGCCGGAAACAGCCGCGUCCUCGUGGUGAGCAACACCGAGGGCUGGGCGGACACGGUCAUCUGGAACCCUUACGGCAACGAAGGAAUGGGAGCGGACAACUUUGUCUGCGUGGAGAGCGCCCAGGUCGGCGGGGAGAAGCUCGCCGCGGGCAAGACGUGGACGGGAAAGAUGAAAUUGUUGCCGGCGUAAACUAAAUUAUUUUUUAAUAGUUCUGGGUAGAGGUCGUAUUUUUUAUUUUACUUUGUAGCCCCCAAUCGAAGCGCGCUUUGGUCUCGCCUCUUCCUCACAAGUACCAGUUCACCGUGUGAGCCUAGAUAAGUUUACCAUUCCCCUCCCUUGACGUGGAAGCGGUGCUUGAACAAAACGCCGCGCGCUGAGGUUGGCCGCGAGGAAGCCAGCCGUGGCAAGAGGGGGUCCCCUCCCGUCUGUUGAACAGCACGUUUGUUUCACACGACGGCCUUGUUUUAACACCCGGCAGCUGGAGUUUGUUUCCGUCGUAGGUUGCCGGAGUGGGGGGGG
This is a messenger RNA of Ectocarpus sp. CCAP 1310/34, 1324 nucleotides long. The record is from the annotation of a GenBank genome assembly. Lineage: Eukaryota; Phaeophyceae; Ectocarpales; Ectocarpaceae.